Molecule: messenger RNA, 614 nt
Organism: Suhomyces tanzawaensis NRRL Y-17324
Lineage: Eukaryota; Fungi; Ascomycota; Pichiomycetes; Serinales; Debaryomycetaceae
Exons: 1
Coding region: 120-437 (105 amino acids)
Source: RefSeq, a predicted model, not a curated record
CGCUGCGGCGGAGGGACCAAAAUAGUCACUGGAGCAUCUACGAAUCCACUACCCGAUGACAGUUUGUGGGCUUUCGAUGUGGUUGGUGUAAUAUGUCAUAGGGUGGCUGUUAGAUAUGGAUGCGAAACGCACUGGCAGAAACGCAUGUGGGGGCUUGUGGUGCAGAGGAGAACCCACAGACGAAAGAACUACAGACAAGGCUAUUGUGGCGGGCUUCGGACCACAAGUUUCACUCUCAGAUACUGGGAGUUCCGCCUGGUUCCCUGGUUGACAUGCCUCGAGGAAUGGUGCCCGAAAACAGCAAUCCCCUCACGUGCCAGGCAUUACCCUUUCUGGAGGCACAGCACAUAAACAGAGGGCCAAGACAGGAGCAUUGGGAUAUGGUUGGGGAUCUGAAACGACCAACCCUUUUGGGGGUCGCUGAUGGGAGUAGUUAAACCUCUAGAUGUACUGGAACAGCCUUCCAUGGUUCCAGUAGGGAAUGCUGGGCCUAAUCUAUCCCUUUUCCCACCAGGCCCUUGUAGCAAUCUUAACCCGUCAGAUGUACUAUCCAGCCGCAUCGACUGCGCGACAGACAUUUUGCACGCAUUCGUUUAAAUCUGUACUACAAGUUC